Messenger RNA from Miscanthus lutarioriparius, 528 nucleotides. The record is from the annotation of a GenBank genome assembly. Lineage: Eukaryota; Viridiplantae; Streptophyta; Magnoliopsida; Poales; Poaceae.
AUGUUGUUCAAAUUCCGUCACCCAGAGACCACGGGUUUGGCUGGCUCUCGUGCGCUCGCCGAGCUUGACGGGUGCCUGUGCAUGAUCCGGGACCUUCGCCGCCGCCGUGACGUGGCUGCCAUGUUCGAGGUCUGGAAGCUCAAGGACUAUGAAUCUGGCGUCUGGUCGUUGGACUAUCGUAUCCACGAGGAUCUCCUCGCUACGUCGUCCUCGUCGUCUCAGCUGACGAAGAAGCUGAUGGAACCAUGGCUGGUGAUCCCAAUUUGCUAUCUACCUUCUGAUGACGGUGACGAUGACGACGGCGACGACAGGACGAAGAAGAAAAUCCUACUGGCAACCACGGCACACGACGUGCACCUCUACGAUCCGCAGACCGCCACGCUUGAGACGAUUGCAUCGGCGGCACAUUGUUGUAAAACUACCCCGACCCGACCAACGAAGAUAACGAACUGUACCUGGUUAUGCGCCAGGAGAGCCUCCUUCACAUCGACGGCAUGGAAUAUGGUGCAAAAGGGAUCACUGAAUUAA